Acanthosepion pharaonis is the source of this 597-nucleotide messenger RNA. NCBI's taxonomy places the organism in Eukaryota, Metazoa, Mollusca, Cephalopoda, Sepiida, Sepiidae. The record is from the annotation of a GenBank genome assembly.
AUGCAUAAAAAUGGUAGUAGGCGCACGUGCGACCGAUUCUCAGAGAAUGGUUUGACACGCGAGGCAGCGAAUUCGCUUUGCUCCUGGUUCAAGUCUACUUCUUUCUCACUUUCAGAUGAGGUGUUGCUGCUGCUUGCACUGGAGCUUGGUUCUUGCCAUUCAUUACUCCCUGACGUUGUGUCACCGCCAUCAUCCGUUGGUAACAAUGAAGUGAGCCGUGGAUGUACAUCUCCCACGUGUCGCGCUAUAAUCUGUUUUAAUUUUUCUUUUCAUUCUUUACUCAUUCUUCUCUUUUUCUUUCUUUUUCUCUCAAAAGCUAUUUAUCUUUCUCCUUCACUCAUUUUCUUUUUCUUUUUCUUUAUUUCUAUCCGUGCAUAUUUUUCCUCCUUUUGUAUCUUGUCUUUUCUCAUUUUCCUUUUUCAUACUUUUUGUCUGUUCUUUUCUACAACCAUAUCCUUUCUUUCUAUUUUUUGUUUUAAACUUUUAUUCCCUUCUUUUUUAACUUUUUAUUUCAUUCUUUUUAUUUUCAUUCAUGCCAAGAUCCCCUCCACCCAUUUACCUGCAUUCUUCGUGUCCACUAUUCUCUCUUCCUCUUAG